AUGGAGAGCGAGAAGAAGAGGAGAAAAUACUCCACGAGCAGCAAUGACUCCGACACCACCGACAGUCAGGUGACCUCGUGGUCCAGGUCAUCCAAGAAUACGGGCACCAGCAGCACAUGGGUCCGCCACCAGCACAAGAAACCAUCAGAGGUGUUUCGUACUGACUUCAUCACAGCCAUGAAGCUGCCGGACUCGGCCCAGCUCGGCCCGGACGACUUCUACGUGCUCUCAGACCCCUGGAGACAAGAGUGGGAGAAGGGAGUACAGGUCCCUGCCAACGUGGAGGCCAUCCCGGAGCCUGUGGUCAGGUUGCUGCCGGAGUCCUCAGGUGGCCUGAGCAACAACAGGCAGGAGAGGGAGGGUGACACCCAGCCUCCUCCCACCCAGCUCUACAGUUGCUAUGACCUGGAUGAUCUGGAUGUCGCCUGGCUGGAGCUGGUUAACCAAGAGUUCAGACAGAUGGCCUUACCGGAGCUGGAUGAGCUGACGAUGGAGUGUGUUCUGGUUGAGCUGGAGAGUGUGUGUGAGGAGAAGAUGCAGCAGGCGAUCGAGACGGAGGAAGGCCUGGGCAUCGAGUACGAUGAGGACGUGGUGUGCGACGUCUGCCGCUCGCCAGAGGGAGAGGACGGCAACGAGAUGGUCUUCUGCGACAAGUGCAACGUCUGUGUUCAUCAGGCAUGUUAUGGCAUCCUGAAGGUACCCCAGGGGAACUGGCUGUGUCGGACCUGCGCUCUGGGCGUCCAGCCCAAAUGUCUGCUCUGCCCCAAGAGAGGGGGGGCCCUCAAGCCCACCCGCAGUGGAACCAAAUGGGUCCACGUCAGCUGUGCCUUAUGGAUCCCUGAGGUGAGUAUAGGCUGUCCAGAGAAGAUGGAGCCCAUUACCAAGGUGUCCCACAUCCCCGCUAGCCGCUGGGCUCUGUCCUGCAGCCUGUGCCGAGAACACACAGGAACCUGCAUACAGUGCUCCAUGCCCUCCUGCAUUGUGGCCUUCCAUGUGACGUGCGCCUUCGACCACGGCCUGGAGAUGAGGACCAUCCUGGCCGAGAACGACGAGGUGCGCUUCAAGUCCUUCUGCCUGGAGCACAGCUGCACCGCCAGCAACAGCAGUGCAACCGCCAACAACACCUCCGCUUCCACCGGCGUGAGUAACGGCAACCAUGCCGCCAUUUCCACCACCAACGGAACACACGGCACACCCAGACCUGACUGGACCGCUGCUGGCGUCGGUUCUGAGCCCUGGCCAAACCAGCACCAACCGAACGGCAACAGUGACCUGGAGCAGAGGCCAGUAUCGUAUCCGGUUCCGGUGUCGGCGUCAGAGCGAGCUGAGCGGGACCAGCUGGAGAGAGAGAAAGUGGACUUUUUGUAUCAGUUCUGGAAGUUGAAGAGGAAGGCCAACUUUAAUCGACCUCUGGUGACCUUAAAGAGGGAUGAGGUGGACAACCUGGCCCAGCAGGAGCAGGAUGUCCUCUACAGACGCCUCAAACUCUUCACACACCUCCGACAAGACCUGGAGAGGGUGCGUAACCUGUGUUACAUGGUGACACGGAGGGAGAAAAUGAAACACACCCUGUGUGACCUCCAGGAGAAGAUCUUCCACCUGCAGAUACAACUACUAGAAGAGGACAUGGCUGGAGGUAAGAGAGAGAAAACACAAGUGUGA
This is a messenger RNA of Seriola dumerili (greater amberjack), 1662 nucleotides long. It is a transcript of the gene jade2, whose product is annotated as E3 ubiquitin-protein ligase Jade-2-like. NCBI's taxonomy places the organism in Eukaryota, Metazoa, Chordata, Actinopteri, Carangiformes, Carangidae. Gene Ontology annotation, cellular component: histone acetyltransferase complex. Bases 1 to 1662 code for a protein of 553 amino acids. The transcript has 10 exons. Gene Ontology annotation, biological process: regulation of transcription by RNA polymerase II. The record is from RefSeq and is a predicted model, not a curated record.